Messenger RNA from Callorhinus ursinus (northern fur seal), 658 nucleotides. NCBI's taxonomy places the organism in Eukaryota, Metazoa, Chordata, Mammalia, Carnivora, Otariidae. The record is from RefSeq and is a predicted model, not a curated record.
AAGCCCCCUAAACCCCACACCUUAGGGUCCAAUUCCCCGGCGCGACUUUCGGGACUACACGCCCCAGGAUGCCUCGGGGCCAGGGCAGGAAGCGGCCUCCCGGGAUCGGCUCUCCAUUGGAGGUGGCUGUUGUUGUGACGCGCCGGCCGGAAGGCCCGCCUCCGCCCUGGCCUCCCGGGGUCGAAUCCUUGCCGGAGCCGCACAAUGCGCGCGGUCCAGGCCACGUCUUGGUACCGGCGGAUGUCCGUGGUCUACGCGGUGGGCGCUUGGACCACGCUGGGCUCCAUGUUUUAUUUAGGCCGGAAAAAACGCAAGCCACCAGGUGAUGAAGUAGAGCAAAAGGAUGGCUCAAGAAAUGAAAUGCUUGAGCCCCCGAAAGGAUUUUACUUGGAAACAAUUGUCACAUAUAAAGAAGAUUUGGUUCCAGUCACUGACAAGAUCCUCAACUUUUUGAAAUCAUGGACUGGUGGCCCUGGACGGGAACCAUGAUUAGCUGCUGAAUGCUGAAAACUGGGACUUUGGUUCAGCAUAUACAUUUCAUGGAUGCCUUGAUUUCCAAUUUAUGUUUAUGAAAAGUGUAUCCAUUUAAUUUAAUUUUGCUGUAAAAUAUAAUCACUCGUAGUAUGCAAUAAAUAUUUCCUUGAGGAAAAGUCAACUU